Neospora caninum is the source of this 813-nucleotide messenger RNA. RefSeq lists its product as hypothetical. Lineage: Eukaryota; Apicomplexa; Conoidasida; Eucoccidiorida; Sarcocystidae. The record is from RefSeq and is a predicted model, not a curated record. The transcript has 10 exons. The coding region runs from base 1 to 813 and encodes 270 amino acids.
AUGAAGCUGACUACAGUGGGAGCUCUGUGCCUAUUCUUUACUAGGGCACCUCCGGUUUCUGCCGUGGUAUCCCCGACAGUUCAAAGUGGAAUGACAGUGUCUGUCUUGCGAGUGGCUUCGGCUGGCGGCCAGCCUUCACAGAUUGUCGUUGGGUCUGAAGAGACGCAGUAUGCAAUUGGCAUGGACUCCUCAGGCCGCUUCGUUGUCGCAAGCAAUCGCUCUCCUCUCCUUGUGGUCGACUCGGAAGAUAAUAUGACAGUGACGGCCAGGAACUUCGCUGCCUCAUCUCUUGACUUGAGAGGCGACUUGCAGGUCAACGGGGUCAAGCAGUUUCGCAUCGCUGCGAGGGAGGACGUUUCCUCUGGAGAAGCAACAGGCUGGGAUAACGCGGCUUCCAGAGACAUAGUAUCGAAGUGUGCCGGUAUUACCAUGCUGGGUGGCUUCGGAAAAUUUGCAAGGGGCGAAGUUACAAAGAAGUUCGGCAAGCUGCGGCCUCAUACGGAGCUGCGUGUCAAAGCUACGUUCCACUUUAUUGAUGCAUGGGCUGGCGAAACGGGUUUUAUGCGGCUGGACAUUGGCGAGCAUGGGCAGCUCACUCACAUUUGGGCAGAGCGCCACUCGCAGGACAUGGAACAAGAGGCCGUAAAUGUUUGUGGAGGAGCUGUUGGAGAAGGAAAAUUUGCGGCACCAAUUGAUAUUACUGUGUCACACAGUGACGACUAUGUUACUGUAGGUUUCGGAAGCACGAUACAAGAAGAUGAUCCCUUCGAUCAAUCUUGGGGAGUCUCCGGGAUCGAGAUUUACAUUCGAUGA